AUUAGAAUAACGCCAGAGAUUAGACGUGAUCGUGAACGCGGAUGCAUUUGAAAAGUUCGAUUGCUCGAUUACUCUCACUCUCUACAAUUAACACUCCGAAUAAAUGUGUCGGUGAUCUAGGCAAAGAAAAGUGAAUAGUGAAUAUUUUCAGCAACCUUUAGACAAAAAGAAGAAAAAAGAUUUUUUCUUAUCUAAUAAAAAAAAAGUGCGAAUUGAAAAAAUAUGAUUAAAAGUGAAGACAUGUUGGAUACGGGACCUUGCGGCUCCCUAAGCACCUCGUCGCAUCAUCACCAUGGCGGUCUGCAUCAGUUGACCAGUCACCACACCUCUUUGUAUCGCAAUCUACCUGCCAAUAUCUUAGCCUCCUCCAACUUUCAGCCCAUCAUGUAUGGUAACGAUCAUACGGUGAUGCGCAUGCAUCAAGAUUCACCAGAAAUGCCUGAUGAGAAACCUCCGUUAUCGUAUAAUGAUCGCAAGUACUAUGCCACCAUGAUGACUCAGUCGGAUUCCAUGAAUUAUGGUUUAACGUCAUUGCACAGCAUGGCCACUCCACCAGCUUCCACCAGUCCCAUAUCAUACGGUGUGCUUUUGCCCAAUCCUCAAGGGGUAGUUGGGGGCCAUGAUGUUGGAGCUGUGGCCACGGGACCCCAUUCGGGGAAUUCAUCGCCUUCAAAUCGCACUCCGUCGGAUAGCGAUAUGCAGCAUUAUCAUUCGACAUCAUCAGCGAAUAAAAUUGUUAAUCUAUUGCCCGCUUCCUUGAAUCACCAUUAUGCUUCGACCAUCAAAUAUUGUUCGAGUAAACCUUCCACUACGGAUUAUCUGCACAAUGAAAACCAUCAAUUGCAGGAACAUCAUCACAUACACCAGCAACAACAGCAGCAGCAGCAGCAGCAACAACAACAACAACAACAUCAUUCCCACAAUAACUCGGAACACUUGGAUUCGGGAAAUUCUUCAGAACUUCUACAUCACUCGUUGCAACAGCAACAACGCAUUCAGCACACUUCAAGUUCGGGUGGUGUCAUAACCACAACCAACACUUCCAGUAAUUCAAGUCAUUUGCUAACAUCUGCAUCCAAUACCACCUACUCGACAAGCUCUUCGCCUGCAAAAUCUGUGCAUUCGAAUCAAAGCGAUCAAGCCAACACUCCGAAGCAACAACAACAGCAAUCCUCCACUACUUCCUCAGCUCAGGAUUUAUCCCCGCCGGACACCACUAAGAAAUCGGGUAUAAGACGUCCCGAGAAACCCGCCCUUAGCUAUAUCAAUAUGAUUGCAAUGGCCAUUAAGGAGUCACCCACUGGAAAGUUGACUUUAAGUGAGAUCUACAGUUUUCUACAGAAGAGAUUUGAAUUCUUUCGUGGACCCUAUAUAGGUUGGAAAAAUUCCGUUCGCCAUAAUCUUAGUUUGAAUGAAUGCUUUAAAAAGUUACCCAAAGGCAUGGGGGUGGGCAAACCUGGCAAGGGUAACUAUUGGACCAUAGAACAAAAUUCCGCCUAUAUGUUUGAAGAUGAAGGCAGCUUGAGACGGAGACCUAGGGGGUAUCGUUCAAAACUGAAGGUCAAACCUUAUUCAGGGGCCAAUGGUUUUUAUGCAACGGGUUCCUAUGAUGCCGGAAUGGACAAUCCCAAUUUCUAUGCUCCUCCAGCCUUCUCCUCCUUUGAAUCCUAUGCUGGAACAUCGGCUUCAGGCAAUUUCUCCGAUGCCUGGGGUGGUCCUCACAAUGGCCAUGGUCAAACAACAUUGCCACAGUACUCGAAUAUUGCCUCCUCUGCUGUUGCCAUGCACCAUAAUAACAGUCCAACACCACCAAUGGCCCAUACCUCUGCACCCAACAGUUCUCCGCCUGCUCCCGCCAAUUCAGCUGCGGCGGCAGCAGCAGCCUUACAGGCAAACUCCGGCAUGGACUAUGCCACAGCAUCACUGGUGGCAGUCAGUAAUGGUUAUUCACCAUAUGGUACAACUGCCACAAGUGGCGCCUCCACGUACAGCAUAGACAAUGGUUUACGUUCAAUGUCUUUAACGCAAAUGUCCUCGUUGUCAUCACUUUCCUCACAUCACCAUCACAAUGGCUCCAUACAUCACACGGCUGCUUCGAUGACGCCACCUCCCUCAGCCUCAUCGUCGUCAGCAUCGCUGAUACAUGCAUUACCACCGCCACCAAUCAUAACAUCAGCGGCCACAACGGUGCUGCCACCCACAUCGUCUGACGGUGAUAUGAUUGAUCGCAAACCGAUAUUUUUGCCCUCAAUGACACCACCCUCCGGUGCUAUAGAUACACCGCCACUACAUCACCAUCAUAAUCAGCAUCAACACCAUCAGCAGCACCAACAACAGCUCAGUGUUGGUGGAGGAGGUGUUUCAGGUGGUGGCGAUAGUGGCAGCAGUACGGUUGGAGAUUCCUCUUCUUAUUAUGAACAUAUAAAAUAUUCGAAUUAACAAAGCGUAUAUACACACACACACACACAUUAUCACAACUUGUCUCUUACAACACCAUAAGACCACUUAUAAUGUUAAAGGGCGUAAGUUAAGUUUUUUGGUAACUUUAUAAGCUUUUUAGGAUGGUUCAUAUACUGCUUCCGCAACUUUUAUAGACCACCUUUAAAAUUGAA
Messenger RNA from Stomoxys calcitrans (stable fly), 2612 nucleotides. RefSeq names its product forkhead box protein biniou. The transcript is spliced from 4 exons. NCBI's taxonomy places the organism in Eukaryota, Metazoa, Arthropoda, Insecta, Diptera, Muscidae. The coding region runs from base 223 to 2439 and encodes 738 amino acids. Gene Ontology annotation, biological process: animal organ morphogenesis; regulation of transcription by RNA polymerase II. Gene Ontology annotation, molecular function: DNA-binding transcription factor activity, RNA polymerase II-specific; RNA polymerase II cis-regulatory region sequence-specific DNA binding. The record is from RefSeq and is a predicted model, not a curated record. Gene Ontology annotation, cellular component: nucleus.